Molecule: messenger RNA, 660 nt
Organism: Lachancea mirantina
Lineage: Eukaryota; Fungi; Ascomycota; Saccharomycetes; Saccharomycetales; Saccharomycetaceae
Source: the annotation of a GenBank genome assembly
AUGUCCGUUAACAUUACCACAGACAUUGCAAGAGUUACCUCUACUUUAGCAAUAGCGUUUGCCCAUAGUGCGGAAAAUGACUAUUUGACUAAAAAAUUUUGGAACAUGCCAGCGUCCCAGACCCUGUCCAGAAGUGAAAUCAAUAAGUCCUUUGUUGAAUACUGCGAAUAUUUCGUUGCUAAUGGUGGUCAACUUUUGGAAUCUGGUGAUUUCGACAGCGUCGCGAUUAUCGUACCUCCAGAAUCGAAUCCUGUUGAUCUAGAAGAAACGAAUGAUGAGAAAUUUAAUGCCCAAUUCAUUCACACAAACGAAAAGAUCAAGCAAGAUUUGGGUUUGGGAGUUCGCAUUCCUUACUAUUAUCUUUUCAUGAUCGGUAAAAACCUGGACCAACCGCACGUUAAGGGUAAUGUCAGAGCUAUAGUGGAGUAUCUAAAGCUGGAAGCCGAUAAGAAAGGUGCUGCUGUGGUGCUGGACGCUCUUAAUGGUCACGCGAAAAGCGUGUACGAAUAUUUCGGGUUUCUUGAUUAUCAUGAAUUUCGGUAUGGCGUUGGUGAAGUCGAGGCGAAUGGUGAACUCAGUGAAACCGGUCCUGGGUUUGUCGCUAAUAUCAUGGCAUACUACAAGGAUGGAGAUUUGCGGAGAAUGAUUGCCAAAAGUUGA